AUGCCGUCGCAACAGGAAAUAGUUAAUAAAUUCAAGCGGAUUGGGAUUGUUGGGUCCGGGAAUAUGGGCUCCAUGAUGGCCUUCGCCUUCUCGGAGCUCGGGCUCGACGUAUCCAUCUGGGACGUGAAGCACGAGAAUGUAGACCAGCUGCUUGAAUCGAGCAAGCACGCCAACUACAAGGAUGGAGGCAAGAUCGAGGGAUUCUACGAUAUCAGCAAGUUCACGAAAAGCCUGGAAGGGCAGGGCGAGCGAAAAAUAUUCCUCUUUUCGAUCACGCAUGGUGAUCCUGCGGAUUCUGUUCUGAAGACGAUCAAGGGUGACCUGAAAAAGGGCGAUAUUAUCCUUGAUGGCGGGAAUGAGAAUUAUCGCCGUACGGAGAGGAGACAAAAGGAGUGCCAGGAGAUUGGAGUUAGUUGGAUUGGCUUGGGUGUGUCUGGGGGUUAUCAGUCUGCUCGACGGGGCCCCAGUCUAUCGCCUGGUGGGGAUAAAGAGGCGCUUGACCUUGUCAUGCCUCUUUUGGAGCUCUAUUCUGCGAAGGAUUCAAAGACGGGACUUCCCUGUGUGACCAGAAUUGGACCCGGCGGAUCAGGCCAUUUUGUGAAAAUGGUUCAUAAUGGAAUUGAAGGCGGAAUGCUCUCAGCUGUUGCCGAGGCGUGGUCUCUUCUCUACUAUGGCAGAGAGCUUGGAUACGAGGAAAUUGCCGACAUAUUUGCAGAAUGGAAUAACAAAGGAGAACUGCGAAACAACUUCCUGCUCGAAAUUGGAGCCGAUCUACUGCGCGUCAAGAAGACAGCAAAGGGCGACGGUAAAGGUCAAGGAGUGGGAGACAAUGGAUACGUGCUUGACGAUGUUUUGGACAAGGUGGUACAGGACGACGAUAACACGGAGGGCACGCCAUUCUGGUCGAUCAUGGAGUCUGCUGCUCGACAUGUCUCUGCACCAACGCUUGCUACAGCACACUAUAUGCGGAUUUCAAGCGGAAACCGCGCGGAGAGACUCGAGGUCGCGAAGAAGCUCAAAAUUCCAACCCCCACUCCUAUUCGAGGUAUGAAGACCUUUGAGGCGUUCAAGGAGCAUCUGCGUCGCGCAGUUUAUGCCUCAUUUCUAGCAAGCUUUUGUCAGGGUCUCGAGAUGAUCGCUCGCGCCUCAGAAGACGAGGGCUGGGACAUCGACCUGGGGAAGUGUCUGCAGAUCUGGCGUGCAGGAUGCAUUAUCCGAUCCGAGGGGAUUGCAGAUAUCCUGCAGCCAAUUCUUUCGAAUAAUAAGGAAUUGACGAAUAUGAAAUAUAUCGACAAGGUGGCGGCAGAGUUGCAGCGAACAUACGGCUCGCUGAAAGAGAUCACCAUUGCCGCUAUCGACUCAGACCAUUAUCUCCCGGCAAUUUCCGCCACUUUGGAAUACGUCAAGUAUGAAGCAGGAACAAUAUUGCCGACCAAGUUCAUGGAAGCGCAGAUGGACUUCUUUGGAGCGCAUGGGUACAACCUGCCUGGAGUGCCAGGGGAGGAUCCAGGACCAGUGGGUAAAGGGGCGCACCAUUAUGAGUGGCGGCCAGCAGAAUAG
Molecule: messenger RNA, 1560 nt
Organism: Aspergillus puulaauensis
Lineage: Eukaryota; Fungi; Ascomycota; Eurotiomycetes; Eurotiales; Aspergillaceae
Product: 6-phosphogluconate dehydrogenase, decarboxylating
Exons: 1
Coding region: 1-1560 (519 amino acids)
Biological process (GO): pentose-phosphate shunt, oxidative branch; pentose-phosphate shunt
Cellular component (GO): cytosol
Molecular function (GO): phosphogluconate dehydrogenase (decarboxylating) activity; NADP binding
Source: RefSeq, a predicted model, not a curated record